Messenger RNA from Ambispora leptoticha, 243 nucleotides. The record is from the annotation of a GenBank genome assembly. Lineage: Eukaryota; Fungi; Glomeromycota; Glomeromycetes; Archaeosporales; Ambisporaceae.
GAAGUACGAGCCAACAGGGUACAUCUUAAAGAUCCGACAAAUAACUCGAUCCAACUUUUCGCCCUUGUUGCCCCUUUAUUUCCAUUUGGUUCUUCGCAAUUCGAUGCUGCCACAUGUAGUCCUGAACAACAAAUAGAAUUGCAAAAGAAGACUGCUCCAAAGUCUAUAAGUUCACCGAUACUUUCACCACUUUCUUCACCAGAAGGGGAAGGGUCCGACGGAGCUGCGCUUGAUGGUAAACGA